AUGUUAUUAGACGUCAAGCUUGCCAAUUCGAAUGGCGCAAAAUCUUUUUCGGACGCCUGUGAGAAACGCAACCACGAGUAUGUCGGCUGGUCAGAAUAUGGCGGUCAUCGUGUUGCUUUAGUUUGUCGCUACCAGAGGCUCAACAAGUUGACAAGAUGGCAGGGACCGACGAAGAAACAAGCGCUACCUCUGAAGAUCUAUGUAGUUCAGAUUACCGAGAGAUAG
Alternaria burnsii is the source of this 225-nucleotide messenger RNA. RefSeq lists its product as uncharacterized. The transcript is spliced from 2 exons. The coding region runs from base 1 to 225 and encodes 74 amino acids. The record is from RefSeq and is a predicted model, not a curated record. NCBI's taxonomy places the organism in Eukaryota, Fungi, Ascomycota, Dothideomycetes, Pleosporales, Pleosporaceae.